UUUCAAAGAAGGAAAAGCGCGCAACGCGACCUCAUGCUCGCAAAAAAUUCCUCCGCGGUUUGAGGGUAUUAUUUUCCGAACAACAACGGGAAUUCAGCUCAUUUUUUCCCGGAUAACAUCAGCAAGACACCUAAAAGUGGACAACUUUCACCGAUGGACCACUCUGUGCAGGCAGAAGCGACCUCGUUCUCGGCUGCUGCAGCCUGUGAAAGAGUAAAAAUAUCAGAGGGUUUAAUGUUUGCUGCAGAUCCAUCUGCAAAUAAAAACCCGAGCUGCAGCCAAGAUAUUAAUCAUCUGCGGGGUCGCGCCGUCCUGCCACCUCCAGCUUCUACAGGUCGUGGCUCAAGAACACAGUUGCCCUCAACACACCUGUUUUGCAGCACGACUACCUCCUGGGCUGCGGAAAAAGUGCAGAAGCAGGUGACAGAGGAUUUAGCGAAGCACAGCCUGAUUCCCGUAAAGCCCCGGUUUCUCAGUCUAGCGCUGUUCGUCGGCUGUUUUUUCCUCACGAGUGUUUUGGAGUACUUGUUUUAUCACCAGCUGCAUUUUAUUCCGGAGGAACAGGAGCACCAACAUCAACGGAGCGACCAGCUGACAGCGGCGACUGGAGGAACAACAUCGAGCGUAGAGGGACUAAGAGAGGGCGGCGCUGGUCGUGCAGCUUCUGAAGAUGCACAAGAAGAUUUACGUCACGAAAAUCGUUGAUCAAGGUUGUACUGGUACUACGACUUGAAGAAUAAUCAAGCAGUUGCAAAGGAUAAGAAGCCGCGGGCGAACCAGUACUUCUGAAACGAGUUAUCUUCUGGUGCCAUUUUGAUUUUUAUCCGCCGGGCCAUCUCCAUCAUCUUCUUGUUCUUCCAGUGAUACCUCCAUAGUUGAAGUACUUGCACACCGAACCACGCUCGAAGUGAGUACUUAAUAUGGGCGCGUGGCAGUCCUCCCGAAUAGUAAACAACUCAUUCAUUCCUUCGAACGGGGAACAAGCCAGAGCAGAGACAGAGUCAACGCAAAAUCGUCGCGAGGACGAGAAGAACCAGUCUUACUUAUCCUGAGGAAAAACGUACCCACACCAGAGUCAGGAUGGGGAUUUUGCAACACAAACCUAGGAGUUUUGGGAGUCACGCAUGACAAGUUGCAGACUGUAGUGUAGUGCAGCUUAGCAAGGGAAGCCGCAUAACAAAUCCGUCUCCUUAUCCUGUUUACAGCAUUACAAGUUCCAAAACACGAUGGGCAAUGUCUCUCAUGGGGAUGCGCAUUACAAAUGCUCUUGUGCUUGCAAAUCUGCAUGACAACUCUGGGGUGGGGAUGUUUCUACAUAUGAUAUUACUGCACGACCUACACGGAUGAAGCCGCGGCGAGAGGAACUUCCGCCCAGAGCGCACCUGCACAGCAGACAGAUGAAGAUGGUCAGCAUGAUGAAAAACAACAAGCGCAUCAUCUGCAGUUUCAAGAUCAACAGGCGAGGAAAAACUGCUAUUCCUGCAAGGAGUCCUCGCAGCUACUCCUGCAUAAGAAAAGUGAUGGUGCGACGACGAGAAGAUCUACUUCCACCGCAGAAGAAAUUCAUUUUCCGUCGCAAAUACCAACAGCACACGCACAGAAGCAGAACAAGAAAAGCAAAAUCACGAUGGAGCAACAAGGCAGCCGGAACGUCGAGACCAGUUCUCGCAACUUCAAUGCUGUUGAAGCAGGCGGCACCGUCAGCCUUACCGGCAGACCUACAAACUGUUCAAACUCUCAGAAGUCCCAUGUCGAGUUGUGCACAACAAGAAGGUCCACCGGAUGUAGGACAGCUAGCGACGUCGUUUCUUCAUCAUCAUCGCCGCCGCAGAAGAAAAGGAGAAUCAGUUGCGAGGAGGUGGAGGCAGCACGCAGUGGUACGGCAUCUGCGGCGGGAUCCAAAAGAACGACCGCUAGUACUACCCAUGCUCUUGCCAGGCCAAGCUUUAUGCGUGACGAGGACCUCCACUUGCAUCAAAAACACGACGACGAGAAGUUCUCCUCGCACAGAGAAAAAACAGCGUCGAAGCGAAAUUUCGGAAGUACUACAUCAUGCGAAAAUAACUGCAGCAAGAAUCACGUCGAGACCACGUGUUAUUUUCUUCUCGGAGCAGCUCCUGCAAAUGAUGAAGAUCAAAAUUACGACUGCGAAGAUGAGGAAAGUGAGUGCCGCGGAGACGUCGUUGAUCACGAUCUUGUAUCCUGUGCAAAAGUAUCGUACUCGUACUAAUCGCAGUCAUGCAAGACAAAUUUUUUUGUCAAACUAAAUCAGCAUGAGAAAUUCCAUUUGUCAUGCUGAGCUAAUUUGUAUUGCAAUACUACGAGUACGAUACUUUUGCAGUUCAUAUCUUGCCUACGAAGCAGACGCAGAGGGAGACGAGGCCGCGGGGGCAGAGGAAGAGGUAACAAGUACAACAUUCAUCGCUUCUUUUUCUGUUUAAGUAAAGUAUUUAUUGGAGGCAUAGUGAUCUGCUUAUGCGUUGAGAGGGAAAGAACGGAAGAAGCUGGGAGAAAGAUGAAAUUUGUAGACCUAUUUUUUAUAUUUUCCAACAAGCAACUUUGCAUAAAGUUACGAAAUUUUGUGAAAACUUUCGUUUCGCUAAGCGUCAGAGUUUAUCAUGUCAAGAUCCUGAGCGCUAAUUCUAAUUGAAUGUAUGAUUGACCCUUGCCUUCAAUUCUUGAGGUCCAUCUCCAUGUGGAUCCGACAAACCAGAUCCCAUCAGGCACAGAAGAAAGAGAUCACACGCAAAAAAAUUUCGAACUUGCAGCACUGCAAAGAUCCGAAAAUCUUUCGCUCGGAAUCACGAAGAGAUCACGCUCCCAAUGCCCUUCAGAUCCGAUGUUAUUUUCCUAAAAGAUCAUCAUGUUCAUUUGAUCCGGAGGUUUUUUGCAAGUACUUUCUACUUUUUCUGACUUUAUUCAACUCUCCAGGCGAAGUGAAAAAUCAAAAUGUGGUAGGCCGCAGGCAAUAGUUUCUAAGGCUGGCAAUCAGUUCGCUGUUUCAGUGGGUUGGAAUUUUGUUCGGUGGAAUUUCAGGCACACAUUGAAAUAGGGCCUAUGUAUGUUGAAGAAGUCGUGUACGAUAGUGCAAAUAGUACCGCAACCGCUGGAGUGCUGCUGUUCGCGUUGUUUUCAGUGUAGUACUUUCUGUGUAACCAUAGACCACUCUGCGACAACACAAAAAUAAGAACGAAAACGAAUUAGAAGUAGAACCUGCAUUUAUCUAUUCCUUCAGCAGUGAUGUAUCGUAUGACAAAGUGCAGCCGAGUUUGAAAAAAGAAAAAGAAAAACUUAUCUCCAGGACGAAAGCUCCGCAGCAGAGGACGACUCAAUUAUAUCCUCCGAAGACGACGAUAGUAGUUCCUCCGACAGCUGCAAGAAUACCUUUCACCGCCCUGUGAUCAUCGACGAGAUAGCUUCCGGAAAAAAACAAGUUGACCACCAGCAGAACAACGCGAACAAGUACACACCGAAGACACCGUCUUCCUGCGCCAGCUACAAAUCCUUUUCCUUUUCCUCCCCAAUUUCCAGCAUGGUAUCCGAAGCCGGCCGCGUCGCCAACGCGGUGUCUUCGAUAGUCAGGAAGCGCCAGUUGUCGGUUUCCAGCCAUUCCUCCCAAAAAAGCUCGUCCAGUGGACGAGCUGCUGUGUCUACUCAACAACAGCAACUACGUGGUCAUAAUAUUGCAGCGAGAAAGAUGAACGGGGAGAACAAACUUCUUCUACACGACAAGCAGCAGCAUCCGAGAAGUUGUAGCUCUCUUCUGCUCCCCCAGAAUGGAACGAGCGACGCCGGAAAGGAAAACAAGAGGGCGAAGAAAAAAAAGAACCGGCUCGUGUCAAGAAUAAAAGCAACAUCGAGCGGAGGUUUCAGCGGGGAUCAUCAUGGGGAAGAAGGGAACGACGUCGAGAUGGCAGCAGUUGGUGUAUCAGGGCCGGAUAGUACGGGUGAGCUGCAACCUCCGAGGUCUAGUACAACUGCAGGAGCUUCCGACAAGGCCGCAGAAGCCGUGGUUGUGGCAGCUGAUCAUGUUGUCAACAGGCAACUACAACAUCAUCAAAAUCAGACCGUAGUUCAUACACCUGACGAGGCAGCAACAGGAAUAAAGAAGGGUAAAAAGAGGAAUAAGAAAAAGAACAAGAAUAUUAAAUGUGGAGCAGGAUCACAGCCGGGGAACGGAGCAAGUUCUGCUAGCGAAGAUGAACAUGCUCUUGACCUUAUCCUGAGUAAAAACGUCCCCACACCAGAGUCAGGAUGGGGAUUUUGCAACACAAACCUAGGAGUUUUGUGAGUCACGCAUGACAAGUUGCACUCCGCAAUGUAGUGCAGGUUAGCAAGGAAAGCCGCAUUACAAAUCCACCUGCUUAUCCUGGUUACAGCAUUACAAAUGCCAAAACACGACUAGAAACGCCUCUCAUGUCGAUGCGCAUUACAAAUGUUCCUGUCAUUGCAAAUCUGCAUCACAACUCUGGGGUGGGGACGUUUUUACAAAUGAUAGACCUCCAUGCUGCUGCUUCAUAUCAAUUGCAAAUAUGUCUGGGUCUGGAAGGCGGCAACUUGUCAUGGUAAAUCUGAAGCAUGCAAAAAUCUGUGUUGCAUGAGAGCCAAAAGCAGUCCACUUUUGCCCAAGUUGGAACGAAGUUUCUCAUGCAGGAUAGGCAUGGCAGAGACCUCGCAGAGUCUGUCAUGCUAAGUCCCGCAUUCCAGACCUCAUGGAUCAUGGAAAAUCUGCAUGACAAGUUUACUCUUUUCCAGACCCAGACAUUUUUGCAAUCCAUACUUCAAAAGUAGCCGGUAUUUCAGCUAUGUUGAAGACCGCACCAUCCUGUUCCCAGCUCUUACAAGAACUACACCCGAAAUCUGCGGUUGAUGAAUCGAAAAUACCUCUUCUCGAUGAGGAACUCACCCAGUUCGGCGAGCGCGAUACGAGCUACAUGGAAGAAGUGAUUUCCGAGCUGGAAGGUCAUGUUGGGGAGGCAGAAAAAGAAAUAAAUGCAGAGGACCACCUGGUCCAAGCGCAUCAGCAGCAGCCACGCGUGCUCCUUCCCCUUUCCUCCAAGAAAAAAAGGAGAAAAAGUGCAACUAGUACGCUAGACCACGAAGCAGGAGGGGAAACUGGAAAGAAGGAAGAUGGGUCCUCGUUGUACACAACAGCUUCUAGUAGUACGACUUCCGCUGGUAGUGCAUCAACACCAGUCAACAUAAGUGCACCAUCAAAUUCAAGUCCUCGGGUGAUGAACGUAAUAAACGAGCAAAAAUCUUCGUCAGCACCUUCUUGUGCAACUACAACGGCAAGAACGGGGGAAAAUUAUAACUGUGCGACAUCAAAUACAAAUUCAAAUUCGAGCAAAAAUAACCUCUUCAAUCUGGGUCAAGAGAAAGAAGACAGCACCAGUUCCUCCACCGCGUCCACUUCUACCAGCCACGACGGCGGUCUAAAUCAGCAGGAUCUAGUACGACCCCACACUCACGACUUCCACGCGCAGAGGACCAACACCAGUGAACAGAGUCGUGAAAAGAACUCCAGUUGUUCACCUGCACAUGGGACUGAAAACACAGAAGUGGGAGCAGGAGCACUUGGACUGGAACAAGCAAAAACGUCAAACAAAAAUCCUUCGGCUCUGGUCGACGUGUCCUCCAUCUCGCAAACCGCAAAAAACGUCGUCGGCUCUUUGUUGUCACCCGCUUUGACGCGGUGGUUGCAGCUUCGGGCUCCUUCAGACAUCGUGGUCGGGCAGAAUACUAAAACUGGUGCACCAGGGGCAGGAUCAAAUUCACCUAGCGCGGCCGGGCAGCAACAGCAAGAGAAAGCGGCCGCUGGUCAUUCCUCCUCCUCGACGGUUGUAUCGAGCGCAACGCCAGAUGCAAGUGCAGGGAAAACGGCACAGAGGACACCUACAGACACAAUGACUUCAACUGACGCAGCACAGGACCAGGAGCGCAGCGCCGCGGCGAAGCCCGUUGAAAUAAGGACGAGCGCGCAAACUGCAAGCGCGAACAAGAGGGAACAGGAAGUAGCGGCGCCACAGAUGGAAGUAGUUGCAGCACCUGCUAGUCCGGCCUUAGUCCUUCAACAAGAACCUCAUGCUGUCAAUAGUACAACCAAAACGACGACACUACACGAGAACAAGCAGCUGUUGAACAAGCAGAAAGUUUUGCGGCAGAUCGGCGACUUCCCGCUACCGAAGGAGAGGUACAAAAAGUCCCCGAAGUGCAAGGUAUCAACUGCAAAAAUGUCUGGGUUUGGAAGAGUGGAACUUGUCAUGCUGUUUUUGGACUCUAAAAAAAUUUGUAUUUCAUGACCAGCAAGAGGAGUCAGUUCUUGGCACGCCUUGAGGGCAUUUGUCAUGCGUAAUUAGCAUCAAGACGCUCUCAAAAAAUCUGUGACGCUAGCACCAGCAUCUGCAUCACAGACCUGACGGGUCAUGCAAAAUGUGCAUGACAAGCCCCGACUCUUCCAUUUUUGCACUUGAUACAAGGAGUUCGUGGACAAUUUCUUGCGGAAGCUCUAUGGAAGCGUCAGGUUUGAAAUCGUCAAAGUUGAAAUAGUUUGUGAUGCAUAAAAUGCAACCCACAAGAUGCCUCUCUUGCAGAGUAGGCAAAAGCGGCAGAUUGUAAGCCUGUUGAGGGGUAGAAAUCGAGCUGCUACAGUAGCAUGACAAAAGGCGUCUUUCUUACCGAAACAGCAUUACAAACUGGAUUUCGACUCUACUUAAAUUUCUCAUGCGCCACUUGAAAUCUGGGUUACAACUUUCAUCCAUUUCAUGCAUGACAAAUCAUUUCAACUUUGUCGAUUUCAAACCUGACACUUCCAUAAGCUCCUGAGCAACAUCGGGAAGCCGUACAAUUUGACGAUGAAGCUCGGCACGCAGCAGGACAUCGUCCAGUUGCUAAAGUACGCCCACAUGAUAUCCUAAGCAAACACGUCCCCACCCCAGAAGCAAGAUGGGAAAUCUGCUAGACAAAUCCACCAGUUUUGGCUGUUGCGCAUGACAAAACGGGUCUUGUAGUGUACUGCGUGAUCCUGUGUAGUUGUACUAGCUAGCUCCGCAGCAUCACAGAACUAGCCUACUGUGCUGAUUCAAGCAUCACAAAAUCCAGAACACGACUACAAAAUGCUUCUCAUGUUGGGGCUCCGCAUGAGAAACAUUUUAAGCAGGCAGUUUUGCAUGACACCUAAUGGGAUGUGAGGACGUUUUUACACAGGAUACAUGAUCGUGCAGGACCAGCCCAUGUUUUUGGAGCUGGAGGCGCCGAUCAACAUCGUGGGGGACAUUCACGGGCAGUACCAGGACUUGAUUCAGCACUUUAUCAACAAUGGGUUCCCCCCCACCGCGAACUACUUGUUAUCCUGUGCAAAAGUAUUGUACUCGUAGUGAUCGCAGUCAUGCAUUACAAAUCUCGUUCCCAAGGCAAAUCAGCGCGACAAAUUCCAUUUGUCAUUCUGAGCUAAUUUGUAUUGCAAUACUACGAGUACGAUACUUUUGCAGUUCAUACGUGUUUUUGGGCGACUACGUGGAUCGCGGGCAGCAGUCGCUGGAAACGAUGUGCCUACUAUGGAUUGCAAAUAUGUCUGGGUCUGGGAGAAGGCAAACUUGUGAUGCGCAUUCCAGAACACAGAAAAAUCUCUCAUGCAUAGGUAGCAAAAGCUGCCCGCUUUCUGUCACCAAAAUGGGGGAUUUGUCACGCGGAUUCGGCAUUGCGGAAGCUUCUCGAAACCUGUGAUGCCAGGGCUUCCAUGCCAGACCUUCUGUGUCAUGCAAAAACAGCAUGACUCUUCCAGACCCAGACAUUUUUGCAUUUGAUACCUACUGAUGUGCUACAAAAUCAAGUACCCGGAAAACUUCUUCAUUCUGCGCGGGAACCACGAGUGCGCCUACAUCUCGAAGCUUUACGGUACUGGUCAUUCUUUGUUUAUGUAGUGCAAAAGUAUCGUACUUGUAUAGAUGCAUUACAAAUUUGUUCCUCAGCAUGAGAAAUAAAAUUUGUAAUACUGAUCUACCUCAACGAAAAGAUUUGUUGCGAUGCGAUGAAACAAAUGCAAUACGAGUACGAUGAAACAAAAGCCACAUUCACUGAAUCUAUCAGGUUUCCACGACGAGUGCAAGCGGAAGUACAGCGUGAAGCUCUGGCGCGAAUUCACGCAGUUUUUCAAGUGGCUUCCCGUCGCGGCGACCGUGGGCGAAAAGAUUUUCUGCGCGCACUAUGCAAGAAAAAAACUGUGUAAGUGUAACUUUGUACUAAUGCAGAACAUGCAACAGAGUUACACCUGUCAUGCCAAACAACAACGAAGUCCUCUUUUCAUGUGUGUUUUCCCUUACAAGCAACGCAUGACAGGUUGUCGCUGUCAUGUAGAGCAGCAAAUUUGUGAUGCUGCCAACCAAGGAAAGUUAUGUUACACUAACACAGUUUUUUUCUUGCAUACGCACGGAGGCUUGUCCACCGAGAUGUUCACCGCGAAAGACCACGUGAAUGUCCCGGGAAACGACUCGGACGAGGACGAUUUGUCGAACCUCAGCGACGAAGAUUCGGAUAGCAGCUUACGCAUUGCAAAAGUAUCGUACUACUUAGUAUCUAUAAAUUGCAAUACAAAUUUCCUUAGCAUGAGAAAUCUGUAAUGCAGAUUUACCUCAAGAAAAAGAUUUGUAAAAAUGCAUGACUCCGAUUAAUUGUACGAGUCCGGUACUACUUUUGCACAGGAUACAGGUCCCUCUCCGUGGAUUUGGACGCCUCGGAGGCUGCGGGAAAGAACAUGAACCACGCGGCAAAAAAGGAAGAAAAGAGGCAGGAAUUGCUUUUAGCGGAAAAGGCCGCGGAAAAUGCGGAGAAAUUGAAGAUGAAAAGCAUGAAGAGACAUCAAGUUGGCACGACGACAGUAGUAUCUGGAAAUUCAAAGACGGAAAUAGAGAGCGCAGCCGUCUGGCCGAGUUCCCCCGUGUCCCCGUUGCCGCAAACCAAUGCCGCAGACUCAUCCCCUUCUGCCGGUGGAUCUUCCGGGGCAGGAGCAUCCUCUUCCUCUUCUCAAGGUUCUUCCGCUGGCGAGGAAUUGAAUGGAGAUAGUACAGCCGGCAAAAAACGACCCACAAAGGCUGAGAAGAAGCGCAAGAAGAUAUCCUCCGUAAAAACAUCCUCACACCAGAGUCAAGAUGGUGAUUUUGCAACACAAACCUAGAACUUUUGAGGGUCACGCAUCACAAAUUGCAGUCCGUAGUGUAGUACAGGUUCGCAAGGCCAGCUGCAUUAGAAAUCCAUCUGCUCAUCCUGUUUACAGCAUUACAAAUUCCAAAACACCACUAAAAAUGCCUCUCCUGGCGAUGCGCAUUACAAAUGUUCCUGUCAUUGCAAAUCUGCAUGACAACUCUGGUGUGGGGACGUUUUUACUCAGGAUAGAAGAAGCUUGCGGGAAAGCAGUUGGUGCAGCACGUCGCCGAAUUGUUGAUGGAAGACGAGUAUCAAUUGGAAAUAUGUCUGGGUCUGGAAGAAUGCAGACUUGUCAUGCAUAUUUUCCAUGCCCCAUGAGGUCUGCAAUGCAGGACCUAGCAUGACAGAUUCUGCGAAGUCUCUAUCAUGCCUAUCCUGCACGAGAAAUUUCCGCUCAUGUUGAUCAAAAAUAAAAGGACAGCUUUUGGUGAUCACGCAAUACAGAUGCUUGCGUGACCCACGGGACGCAUCACAAGUUCCACUUUUCCAGACCCAGAAACUUUUGCGAUGCAUAACGAGCAGAGGAGACUGAUGAGAGCAGCUUCACCUGCUGUUGAUGCUGGGCCUUUAUCUUAUCCAGACGGCGGCGGGGUGAAUAUUAAAUCUACUCCCUCGACGUCGGAAGAAGUAGGAGGGACGACGCGAACAGCAAUAGCCGACGAAGAUGAAGACGAACACAACUACGACAAGCCUUGUCCUAAGGGUUGGCGAAGGAAAAAAUCCGUGAUUCUUCCCGACUGCUUCUUCUACCAGAAUGUAAAAACCGGGGAAAUCCGGGCCGAAUGUCCACCCUCGAUUGUUGCAGUAGAAGCAGGAAAUGAAGUAAAAAACGGUGCGGAAACUACUACUAUUACACAAGGACCAGCAGGUGCGGGAGGUUCCACUACAUCCCCAAAGAUAAAUCAAGAAAACGCAUCUUCAAGUCCCUCUUCCAGCGAGGCGGAGCUGUCGCCCUCGUAUCAAAUGCAAAAAUCCCUGGAGGUCUGGAACAAAGCAACUUGUCAUGCUAAAUCUGGAUCAUGUAAAAAUCUGUGUUGCAUGAUCGCCAAAAGCUGUCCACUUUUGACCUAAUAGAGAGGCAGUUUCUCAUGCGCGAUAGGUAUGGUAGAACUGUGACAGAAUCUGUCAUGCUAUGGCCUACAUGCCAGACCUCCUGGGUCAUGGAAAACCUGCAUGACAAGUCUGGCAUUCUUCCAGACAUCCAGGGAUUUUUGCAUGUGAUACCUCGCGGCUCGUGACGAAAUUCGGAAACUCCUGCUUGACAAAUCUAUCGAAAGGAAAAAUCCCUCCUCCCCAUAUCAAAGUGGCAAUCUGUGUUGCGGGAUUUGCGUACACAAAUCAGCUUGGUCUUGCAGUAUAGUAGUGCAGGCAGAUACAAAGCCUGGAAGGGGCUAGCUAGAGGUGGGCGCCCAGCAUGGCAGACGUGUGCCCUUUUGGCGCAGCAGCAUUACAAAUCGCCUGCGCAAAGCGGCGAAAGCUCUGGCUUUGCUCUCUUGCAAGACAAACCUGAUUUGUGACCACAAAUCAGCAACACAAAUUUUCAAAAGGAUGCCUUUUCGAUAUGGGGAGGGGGGAUUUUUCCUUUUGAUAAAAUCGCAUGGAAAACCUGUCGGAAAAGAAGAUUCUCACUAAUUUCCGCGAUUGGGUACUUUCUUAUCCAGCGUCUAGGUGUAAUUAGACUUACUCACAUCAAGAACCAGCACAGCGGCUUGCUGUGGCUAUACUAUGAAUGAAAAAAGUACAAGUAGUUGUUUUAGAUUAUCAGUCAGAACUGCCUGUAGAUACAACCUAACCGCCGGAGGACGUUGGUCGUGUGCGGAAGAACUUUUCACUCUUCAAAAACUGUCUUUCACAGAUCCACAAAGAGAAGCCCAGUCGGGAAUCCGUGCUCGCCGUGCUCCACUACCUCCGAGAAACGCGAUAUGGGAGUGUCAGGAUUGAAAUCGUCAGAGUUGAAAUAGUUUGUCAUGCAUAAAACGGAGACCAGUUGGAGCCCAGUUCCCAAUUGGCGCAUGACAAAUCUGGGUAGGGCCGAAAUCCAGUUUGUAAUGCUGUUUGGGUAAGGACGGCGCCUUUUGUCAUACUACUUUAGCAGCUCUUUUUCUACCCCUCAACAGGCUUACAAUCUGCCUCCCUUGCCUACUCUGCAAUACAGGCACUUUGUGGGUUGCAUUUUAUGCAUCACAAACUAUUUCAACUUUGAUGAUUUCAAUCCUGACGCUUCCAUACGCGACACGUCUCCUUAGACGAGCAGCGCGUCCUGCAUAUCCUGAGUAAAAACGUACCCACACCAGAGUCAAGAUGGAAAGUCUGCUAGACAAAUCGGCCAACUUUGCUUGUUUCGCAUGACAAAUUUGGACGCGUAGUGUAGUGCUGUUUGAGCUAGUUCAGCAGCAUUACAGAUCUAGUCUCUCAUGCUGAUUGGAGCAUGACAAAUUUCAAAACACCUUUAGAAAAUGCUUCUCAUGGGGCUCCGCAUGACAAACAUUUUAAGCAUGCAGAUUUGCAUGACAACUAUGGUGUGGGUACGUUUUUACUCAGGAUACUGCAGUGGCAGCAGCUAGCGGAAGGGCUCGCCAAUGAUAGUAGUACAAGUAAUUCUAGCUGCCAGGAUACAAAAGCAAGAACCAAGACCAAGAGCACGAAGACGUUCUUGCAGCUCAAGAACACCCCGCCUCCGCUCACCGCCCCGCUCCCCUCCCUCCCGUCGAAACCCAGCAAGAUAAGGCAAAUCAUGGACCAGAAACUGCCGAACCGGCCGACCGAAAUCCCGGAACACGGCAUGAUGUGCGACAUUCUGUGGUCCGACCCGGACCCCAACACGGUGUUUUGGCGGGAAAACGAGCGGGGGGUGAGUUUCUGCUUCGGGCAGAACGUCGUGGACGCAUUCUGCAAGAAGUACAACAUGGACCUGGUCUGCCGGGCGCACCAGGCGGUCUCCGACGGGUAUUGGUUUUUCGCGAGGAAAAAGGUGGUCACGGUUUUUUCCGCCCCGGAUUACUGUGGCGAAAUGCAGAACGACGGGGCGGUGUUGAGCGUCAGCAAGGACUUGAGCUGCAAGUUCAAAGUGCUCAAAAGCAACCACCGGCAGGAAAGCAUGAUUCGAAGUACAGUUUGAUACAAUAUUAUUUUUAGGCGGCUCUGAAAGAUGGUCAAAUUUGAAUCUACGAAGACAAACUUGUCAUGCGAAACAACCAAAGCUGGUGGAUUUGUAUAACAGAUUUCGCAUCUUGACAAACGAUAAUUCAGGUCUCCACGGGCGCCAAACGCGACAGUUUGACAUGGAGAAGCUGCUUUCCACAGGGGAACUGGAGUACCUUAUGCAUUGCAAAUAUGUCUCGGUCCUCUGGAAGAGUGCAAUAAACUUGUGAUGCGCAUUCCACAACACACACAAUCACAAAUCUCUCGUGCAUGAGCAGCAAAAGUUGCCCACUUUCUGUCACCAACAUGGGGGAUUUGUCAUGCGGAUUAGGCAUUGCGGAGCCUAUGCCUACCUCUCGAAACCUGUGAUGCUGGGGCUCCCAUGCC
Amoebophrya sp. A120 is the source of this 12729-nucleotide messenger RNA. NCBI's taxonomy places the organism in Eukaryota, Dinophyceae, Syndiniales, Amoebophryaceae. The record is from the annotation of a GenBank genome assembly.